Alosa alosa (allis shad) is the source of this 5351-nucleotide messenger RNA. Its product is annotated as NACHT, LRR and PYD domains-containing protein 12-like. Gene Ontology annotation, molecular function: protein binding. The record is from RefSeq and is a predicted model, not a curated record. The coding region runs from base 114 to 4313 and encodes 1399 amino acids. The transcript is spliced from 17 exons. NCBI's taxonomy places the organism in Eukaryota, Metazoa, Chordata, Actinopteri, Clupeiformes, Clupeidae.
UAAAUUAAAAAGCACUCCGUGCUCCAACAAAAUUCCAUCCGCUCCGCUCACUAGCUCUGGCCCUCCUUGUGUGGCGUACACAGGUCUAGAGAGACUCUCCCACUGCUGCUAGGAUGAGUGUCCCUCAGGAGAGAGAAGAGGCUGCAGGUCCCAGUGAGACACUCAGUCCAGAGUCUGCAUCACACAGCUGUGGGACCAUGAAGAAUGAUGAAGACAUGUAUGAUCCUGGGUCACCAACACACUCUGAUGGAGGUACCAGAUCACAGACACACAGACCCCCAUCUCCAACGCCCAGCAGUGUGUCCAUAAAGAGCAAUGGAUCCAUGCAUGAUCCUCCAACACUGGACAGUGGACCAGCAGCACAGGAUAAACCUGACAGUGUGUCUAUAAAGAGAAAUGGAUCCAUGCAUGAUCCUCCAACACUGGACAGUGGACAAGCAGCACAGCCUACACCUGACAGUGUGUCUAUAAAGAGAAAUGGAUCCAUGCAUGAUCCUCCAACACUGAACAGUGGACCAGCAGCACAGGAUAAACCUGAAUCACAGACAUACAGACCCCCAUCUCCAACGCCCAGCAGUGUGUCUAUGAAGAGUGAUGGAUCCAUGCAUGACCCUCCAACACUAAACAGUAGACCAGCAGCACAGGAUAAACCUGAAUCACAGACAUACAGACCCCCAUCUCCAACGCCCAGCAGUGUGUCUAUGAAGAGUGAUGGAUCCAUGCAUGACCCUCCAACACUGAACAGUGGACCAGCAGCACAGGAUAAACCUGAAUCACAGACAUACAGACCCCCAUCUCCAACGCCCAGCAGUGUGUCUAUGAAGAGUGAUGGAUCCAUGCAUGACCCUCCAACACUGAACAGUGGACCAGCAGCACAGGAUAAACCUGAAUCACAGACAUACAGACCCCCAUCUCCAACGCCCAGCAGUGCGUCUAUGAAGAGUGAUGGAUCCAUGCAUGACCCUCCAACACUGAACAGUGGACCAGCAGCACAGGAUAAACCUGAUGAUUUGUCGACUGUUCAGUUGAUGGGUGGAGUGCAUGAACAGGUACUGAGUGACAGCAUCAACAAAAACACAGGAACUGAGGACCUGAGGGGAGUUAUAGAGAAUCACAAAGCCAGUCUGAGGAGGAAGUUUGAGAACAUAUCUGAAGGCAUCAUCAAGCCAGGAGCUGAGACUCUCCUCAAUAAGAUCUACACAGAGCUCUAUAUCACAGAGGGAGAGAGUAAAGGGGUGAAUAAGGAACAUGAGGUCUGGCAGGUAGAGUCAGCGUCCAGAUCUCAAACCACAGAAGACACGCCAAUCAAGUGCAAUGACAUCUUCAAGCCCUUACCUGGACAGAAGAAGCACAUCAGAACUGUCAUGACCAAAGGUGUUGCUGGCAUUGGAAAAACAGUCUCAGUGCAGAAAUUCAUUCUUGACUGGACAGAUGGGGUAGCCAAUCAGGAUGUAGACUUUAUGUUCCUCCUACCUUUCCGUGAGCUGAAUUUGGUUAGAGAAAAUCAGUAUUCUCUUCACAGGCUCCUGCUUGACUUCUAUCCUGAGUUGAAGGAGCUAAAGGAUAGUGAAGAAUACAACAGCUGUCAGGUUGUGUUAAUCUUUGAUGGAUUGGAUGAGAGUCGGUUAAAGCUGGAUUUCCAGCAGACCAUGCUGUUGUCUGAUUUAAAACAAACAUCGUCAGUGGAUGUUCUGAUGACAAGCCUCAUUCAGGGAACUCUGUUUCCCUCUGCACUCAUCUGGAUAACCUCAAGACCAGCAGCAGCCAGACAAAUUCCUGUUCAGUAUGUCGACCUAGUAACAGAAGUACGAGGAUUCAAUGACCCACAGAAGGAAGAGUACUUCAGGAAGAAAAUCAGUGAUGGGAGUCAGGCCAACAAAAUCAUCUCACACAUUAAGGCAUCCAGGAGUCUCCACAUCAUGUGCCAUAUUCCUGUUUUCUGUUGGAUUGCAGCCACUGUACUUGAGCAGUUGCUGAAACGGAACUACACCCAAGAAAUCCCCAAAACUCUGACUGAGAUGUUCAUACACUUUCUGCUCAUCCAAACCACCAGGAAGGAUCAGAAGUAUCGAAGUGGAGAUCAAGUGAAUAAAGAGAACUUUCUAGAAUCCCAGAAAGACAUUUUGCUUAAACUGGCAGAACUGGCUUUCAAGAAUCUUGAAAAUGGACAUCUAAUGUUUUAUGAUGAAGACCUGAGAGAUUGUGGCAUUGAUGUCAGUGAAGCCUCAGAGUCUGGCAUGUGUACUGAAAUCUUCAAGGAAGAAUCUGUGUUUGAUCAGAAGAAGGUCUACUGCUUUGUGCAUCUGAGCAUCCAGGAGUUUCUGGCAGCUCUGUUUGUGUUUCACUCUUACAUGACUGAUAAUGUUCAAGCACUGAAAUUCUUCAUCAGUGAAGAACACAGAGAUGGUUCCAGCCCCUCAACUGGAUCAUUCUUCCGGUCAGUGAUGGGCUUACAUUCCCAAUAUUAUCCCAACCCCUCAAUUAUAUCAUACCUUUGGUCAGUGCUGGGCUUAAAAUCACAAGAUCAUCUUCAUGUGUUGCUUAAGAAUGCCGUGGAUAAGACUUUGAAGAGGAAGAAAGGACAUCUGGAUCUUUUCCUUCGCUUCCUUAUGGGCAUCUCUAUAGAGAGCAAUCAGAUCCUUCUGCAAGGUCUACUAAAUCAAAUAUACAGCACCUCAAAGAGCAUCAAGGAAACAUGCCAGUACAUUAAGCAGCUCAACAGAGAAGAUCUCUCUCCAGAAAGAUGCAUCAAUCUUUUCCACUGUUUGUUUGAAAUGAAUGAUCAAUCCAUGCACAAAGAAGUUGAGAAAUACUUGUCAUCACCAAAUAACACCAACAAACAAGAGUUGACACCUGCUCACUGUUCAGCACUGGCCCACAUACUUCUGAUGUCUGAGAAGGUGCUGGAUGAAUUUGACCUGAAGAAAUACAACACAUCAGAUGAGGGACACAGGAGACUGAUCCCAGCUGUGAGGUGCUGCAGAAAGGCACGACUUGCUGGCUGCAAACUCACAGAUAAGUCCUGUAAGAUUCUAGCCAGUGUUCUACAGUCGCAAAGCUCCCUGAUAGAGCUGGACUUAAGUGACAAUUACCUGGGAGAUUGUAAAGCUCAGCUUCUUUCUAAAGGACUGUCUAGUCCCAACUGCAAACUGCAGACAUUACGACUUGGAGGCUGCAAACUCACAUAUAAGUCAAGUGAGCUUUUGGCUUCCUUUCUGCAAUCACCAAACUCCCUGAUAGAGCUGGACCUGAGUUACAAUGACCUGAGAGAUUCUGGAAUUCAACUUCUUUCGAAAGGACUAUCUAGUCCUCACUGCAAACUACAGACAUUAAGACUUGCUGCCUGCAAAGUCACUAACAAGUCCUGUGAGCCUGUGGCCUCAGUUCUGCUGUCUGUAAACUCCCUAAUAAAACUGGACCUGAGUGAAAAUGACCUGGGAGAUUCUGGAGUUCUGCUUCUUUCUAAAGGACUGUCUAGUCACGACUGCAAACUGCAGAAAUUAGGACUCUCAGGUUGUCUCAUCUCUUUAAAAGGUUGUGGUUUUCUGGCUUCAGCUCUGACGUCAAACUCCUCCCAUCUAAAGGAGCUGGAUUUGAGCUACAAUCAUCCUGAAGAAUCAGGACUGAAGCUGUUAUCUGCUAGACUGGAUGAGCUUCACUGUAAACUGAAGACACUUAAGACUGACCACUGUGCAGAUAUCAGAUUGAAACCAGGAUUACGGAAAUAUGCCUAUGAGCUCACACUGGACCCAAACACAGCACACACAGGUCUCUCACUCUUUGAGGGGAACAGAAAGGUGACAUGGGUGAGAGAGGACCAGCCGUAUCCUGACCAUCCAGAGAGAUUUAACUGGUGGUAUCAGGUGUUGUGUAGAGAGGGCCUGUCUGGACGCUGCUACUGGGAGGCUGAGUGCAGUGGGUAUGGGGCUCAUGUAGCUGUGGCCUAUAAAAGCAUCAAGAGGAAAGGGGAGGGUGAUGAUGUCAGAAUAGGACGGAAUGCCAAGUCCUGGAGUCUGUGGUGCUCUCUUGACAGUUACUCUGUCUGGCACAACUAUAAAAACACUACCAUACCUGCCCCCUCCUCCCGCUCCAGAAGAGUAGGAGUGUACCUGGACUGGCCGGCCGGCACUCUGUCCUUCUACAGCGUCUCCUCUGACACACUCACCCAUCUGCACACGUUCCACUCCACAUUCACUGAGCCCCUCUAUGCAGGGUUUUGGGUUUAUUCUGACUCCUCAAUAUCCCUGUGCCAGAUCCAACAGAUACACUAUAUUGCCAAAAGUAUUGGCUCACCUGCUUUGACUCGCACAUGAACUUAAGUGACAUCCCAUUCUUAAUCCAUAGGGUUUAAUAUGAUAUGAUGUCGGUCCACCCUUUGUAACAGCUUCAACUCUUGUGAGAAGGCUUUUCACAAGGUUUAGGUAUUUUUAGGUACAAGGUAUUUGUGAGUUCACACACUAAUGUUAGACAAGGAUACUGGCUCUCAGUCUCCACUCUAACUCAUCCCAAAGGUGUUCGAUUGGGUUGAGGUCAGGACUCAUAGCUUAACCAUAGUUCACAUUGUAACCUGAUAAUUUAAAUUAAAUGUUAUUGAACCGUUAAUUCAAUAUUUACAUGUGUAGGCUAGGUCUACACCUCUGCCAACUGUCUUGCCAUGUCUUGAAUGAAACAUCAAACGUAUCAAAUCUUGGGGGCCAGGUAAGCCGUGAAGCAUAGGCUACACCCGAUGCGCACUCCGUUUCGGGGGAAAAGAAGGAUGGGUUUGUCGGCCGAAUUCAAAGGCGCCCGUCUCCAGUAGACAGCACUAGUCACGCCACUAUGACGCAACCGGUCUACGAAUCUGGCCUUAGAACCAUAUAGCCCCUGAAAUGAGACACCCUGAAUGCUUCAGUAUUAGAGAUUUUGGACAAUUCCAUGCUCCCAACUUGUGGGAACAGUUUCGGGACGCCUUCCUGUUCCAACAUGACUGUGCACCAGCGCACAAAGCAAGGUCCAUAAAGACAUGGAUGACAGAGUUUGGUGUGGAUGAACUUGACUGGCCUGCACAGUAGCCGAUUUCCGUAUAAAACUUAGAACCACUUCCUAAAUAAAUCUGAUCAAACAUGGGCAUAGAUACAGAUGGUUAAGAGGUUCGGAAAGGUUACCACCAUGCUAACAUGCUAACAUGUUAAACAUGAAAGCAUGCUAACAUCACACAAGUCAAUUGGCAAACUCGCUAACAGUUAGACUUUAUACAUUCGUUUUACAUUCAGGUGGAGUUCUGCUUGUUUCUGAAUACAAUGAUUGAAAGAAUUGUGUUUACUAGUUUUGUGUUUACUAUUAGUAUAUAUUAUAUACUUUAAUUACUCUUU